Messenger RNA from Mus musculus (house mouse), 3317 nucleotides. RefSeq names its product cyclin Y-like 1 (gene Ccnyl1). Gene Ontology annotation, molecular function: protein kinase binding. NCBI's taxonomy places the organism in Eukaryota, Metazoa, Chordata, Mammalia, Rodentia, Muridae. The record is from RefSeq and is a predicted model, not a curated record. Gene Ontology annotation, cellular component: plasma membrane. The transcript has 8 exons. Bases 369 to 1310 code for a protein of 313 amino acids.
AGGCGGCGACGGAAGGAGGAGGAGCUCCGGCCGCGCUCUCGGCCCGCAGUGGCUGCGUCUCCCAGCGCUUGUCGGGUCCCCACCCCUUUUAAAUAAGCCGGGCUGGUCGCCGCCCUCGCAGACUAGUCCGCUGUGGGGAGGCGGCGGCGGCGAGCCGGCGGGGGUGCGGCCGAGGCCGGAGCCCUGCCCCGGGCUGGGCGGCGGGGCGGGCGGGCGCGCAGCGGGCGCGGCGGCGAGUGCGGGCGGGCGCAGCCCCGCUCUGCCCGGGGCUGCCGGCGCCGACCGCGCCAUUGUUGGGGGAGGGGGCGGGCGCGGAGUCCGGGGCGAGCGGAGGCGCAGGCGUCGGCCGAGCGGAGCGGACGCUCCCCAUGGGGAACACGCUGACCUGUUGCGUGUCCCCCAAUGCCAGCCCCAAGCUGGGCCGGCGCGCGGGGCCGGCAGAGCCCGACUACGAGUCCGAGGUCUACGAGGCGGCGGCCGGGGACGCGGUGGCGGUAGCGCCGGCGCCCGCUGCGGCCGUGGAGCCCGCCGAGUUGGAUUUCGGAGCCGGCGAGGGCCACCACCUGCAGCACAUCAGUGACCGAGAGAUGCCCGAAGAUCUAGCUUUGGAAUCAAACCCUUCCGACCACCCGAGGGCAAGCACAAUUUUCCUGAGCAAAUCUCAAACGGAUGUGCGUGAAAAGAGGAAGAGCAACCAUUUAAACCAUUGUGACCUUAGCAAUAUAUUACCACAUAAAGAACAGAGAGAGAAAGUUCCAGAGGAGUACUUUAAGCAUGACCCUGAACACAAAUUUAUUUACAGAUUUGUUCGUACACUUUUUAGUGCUGCACAGCUGACAGCGGAAUGUGCAAUAGUGACGUUGGUUUACUUAGAGAGGCUCCUAACUUAUGCUGAGAUCGACAUUUGUCCCACCAACUGGAAAAGAAUUGUUCUGGGAGCCAUUCUUCUUGCCUCCAAGGUUUGGGAUGACCAGGCUGUAUGGAAUGUAGACUACUGCCAGAUCCUCAAGGACAUUACGGUUGAGGACAUGAAUGAGAUGGAAAGGCAUUUCUUGGAGCUACUCCAGUUUAAUAUUAAUGUUCCUGCCAGUGUUUAUGCCAAAUACUACUUUGACCUUCGCUCCUUAGCAGAUGACAACAACCUGAAUUUUCUGUUUGCUCCUCUCAGCAAAGAAAGAGCACAGAACCUAGAGGCCAUUUCAAGAUUGUGUGAAGACAAAUACAAAGACUUGUGUAGAGCUGCUAUGAGAAGAUCUUUAAGCGCUGAUAAUUUCAUUGGUAUUCAGCGCUCUAAUGCCAUCCUCUCUUAAGAGAGAGACUCGAGGAGUAAGAACACCAGGGACUCCUCAUAGACAGGCUGGAGCAACAGCACCUCUCCUGAUCAGAGAGCAGCAGAGGUGGGACUCCACGGGAUGGGAAGACCUCGGAUUCAAGAGACUCUGGACAGUGACUGCUGACUCCAUAGGAAAGAAUGGGACCUUGUCAAAGCAACAGCUCUCUGUCCUUUGUAAUGUAAACGGUUACAGAAACCACUCCACAGCAACAGCGCUGACCACAGAUCGUGCUUACCAUGUAGGCCAAUGGCUGUGAAAUAUGCGAGGUUUUUACAUUGUUUCAAUGUUUAGACUUUUGUUUGAGACAGGGUCUUACAUAGCCUGGGCUGGCCUCAAACUAAGUAUACGAUUGAGGCUGUCCUUGAACUCCUAUCUUCCUGCCUCUACCUCCCAAAUGCUGGGAUUACCAUGCCUGGCUCAGAUUUUUAGACUUUAAAGACACUAACCAUAUAACUUUGGUUUUUCUUGCCCCUGCCCCACCCAACUGCUGCAUAUGCUUUUAGAAUUGAUGCAUUUCAGUAUUACCAUUAAAACAUGAGAAUCCUUCUCCAUUUUUGUGGUGCUGGGAAUCAAAUUGAAGACCUAGCAAGUGCUUGGUAAGCAUUUGACCACUGAGCAACACUCCUCAGCCCCAAACAGGAUUCUUAACACUCAUGAAACCACCUAGGAGCAGAUUGUAGCCUCAUUAGGUAUUAAAGGUUCUCUCACUGUAUCAUCAGAGCUGCUAGUCAUUACUGGCAAUCAGUUUAAAUUACCAGAAAGCUGCUGGAAACACUCGCCAUUCACGUUGUUCGUAAGCGCUGCUUGCUGGCAUUUUGGUGUGUUUGGAGCCAUAGAGAGAGAGUGUCCUGUGCUGACCACUUCUGUUGCGUCCACGCUGCGUUCAUUUCCUGUUCACUACUAAUGGUGCUUCUCAUCCUCUGAUCUCUUCUCUCUCGUGUGUUAAACAAGUGUAUUAAAGAUGCUUCAUAAUGCCAACAACAUAGCAGGUCAGUGAACAUGAUCCCAUAGUAAAAUACAAGGGGUCCCCAAAAUUAGUGAUUGCUUCACACUUACUGCCCUGUGGGCUCUCUGGGGACACUGCAACAGAAGCCACAAACUUGCACAAAACAUCAUUUGAAAGUUUUAAUUUUACCAAUUUGAAGCUAAUUUAAUUUUAUUGUUUCUCAGUUAUAACCGUAAACCAAAAAUAUUCCAAAUGUGGGAAAUUAAGUUGAAGGGAAAGGUGACUUAAAACUUUCAAAUAAUGUUUCAUUAGUUUUGUAGCGUUUGUGAUUGUAAGGCAUCAGAGCUGACAACUACGUGGAGCUGUGGGAGCUGCCGUGCCUUUCCAUGGAAGCACUCUGUUCUCAAGUGUUCUUUGCCAGGCUGGGCUCUAGCCGCUUUGAUCACCUAAGUGUCUUUACGCUCAGUCAAGGGAGGCUAUUAAAGUGGUGGUAACUCACAUGGAACAAAUCAAAAGAAAUCAGAUCCUCAAACAGCAGGUGAAAUGAGCAAUUAAAACCCUGCGCGCUCUCCUGGGUGCAGGUCUCUCUCAAGCCGCAUCCUUGCAGGCCUAUGCACCGGCUUUCAACGGCAGGGAGCGAAGACUGGGAAAGGGAUGGCAGUAGCAGCUAAAGCUGAAAUAAUAAAAGAUUUGCAUCCUACAACUAUGUGCAUUCUAUUUCUUCUCACAUCUAACCUUGGGAGUCUUACCUAAAAAGCCUUUUGUGGGCCACGAAUACUUCCUCUUGAGGCUGCAAUGCUUCCCAUGCUCGUCAGUGCUGCCAGGCUCAUCACUUUCAAGGGACAGACAUAAGUGUUACGGAAGGAUGUAUGAAAUAUUACAAUCUACCACCUCAAAAAACAUUGUUUAUGGAGUUCAGAGCUUAGAGAUUCAAGUAUUGAUUGCAGUUUUAUUUUGAAAAGAAUGCUACAACUUAACGUGGUUUUUCUUUCUCAUGUUUAUAUUAAAAGCUAAUAAAUUCUAUUUUAAUUAAAAUA